Molecule: messenger RNA, 639 nt
Organism: Ustilaginoidea virens
Lineage: Eukaryota; Fungi; Ascomycota; Sordariomycetes; Hypocreales; Clavicipitaceae
Exons: 3
Coding region: 1-639 (212 amino acids)
Source: RefSeq, a predicted model, not a curated record
AUGACGCCCUACAAGAAUGCUUGGUUCGCCGUCCUCACUUUCCGGCAGCAUGCCCCGAGUGCCGGGCCCAGCACCAUACAUUUCAUCGACAGACAUCACGGUCUUGUUUUAUGGUGCCGUGAAUGCGGAAAGGACUUUGCAAGCCGCUGCCAAUUGAACAAGCAUGCUCCCGUGAAACAACGCAGGCGCGAGCAACCAGUGCCCUUCACUUGCCAAAAAUGUCUGCCCAAAGUCACUCUUGCUGGCACUCCCGAAAUCUACCCUUUGACUCAUGGUCGUCAACGAGGUCGCAAACAUGUUCAAAUCUCGGCAUGUUGCCAGAGCUUAGGGGCCGAGGACGAUUCUGCCGAAUCUGACGAAUCAGUGGCCGGCAUCAAGUUUGCCUGUUUUGCGGCGCCUGGGUGCAAGAAGCUGUUUUCUACAACCCUGAAAUUGCUUCAUCACCUCGAGAACGGCCGAUGCUGCUCUCAUCAGUUGCGCCGACCCAAGCGUCCAAGGAGGGGCAUAAAAGCCCGCAAACAUCCAAAAUGGGAACGGGAAAUCGACUCUGACGAGUACGAUGGCAAUUACGAGUACGAGUACGACGAGCAUGAUGCCGAGGACGAUGAGAGGCCUGGAAUUGAUGCCACACUGUUGUAA